AUGCAGCCGAGCAUCAGACAAACGGAUGAGACGACAGGGUCGGUCACAGGACCAGGGGUUUACAAUCUCUAUGAGGAGUUGAUGCUCAAAAUAACUCGGUGGACAAAAACCAAACUUUGUGACCCAAAGGUCCUUGGUUCGAACCCUACCUCCGUAUCUCGACUGCUCCUAUUUGGGCCUGAGCAACCUGGUAGUACCGUAGCCCUUGUGCUUCUUCGGAUGUUAUGGUAG
Molecule: messenger RNA, 231 nt
Organism: Opisthorchis viverrini
Lineage: Eukaryota; Metazoa; Platyhelminthes; Trematoda; Opisthorchiida; Opisthorchiidae
Exons: 2
Coding region: 1-231 (76 amino acids)
Source: RefSeq, a predicted model, not a curated record